Messenger RNA from Dermacentor silvarum, 1102 nucleotides. RefSeq lists its product as uncharacterized. The record is from RefSeq and is a predicted model, not a curated record. The transcript is spliced from 7 exons. Gene Ontology annotation, molecular function: protein binding. Lineage: Eukaryota; Metazoa; Arthropoda; Arachnida; Ixodida; Ixodidae. Bases 182 to 1078 code for a protein of 298 amino acids.
GUGCUUUAGGACUGGUUGUCUAGCCAAAGGCUGUCUCGGCUAGACAGGCGCCGCAGUCAAGGGCACUACAUUAAUUUUACACCGAAUCUGUAAAGGAAGUUGCCAAGCGGGAGGUUGCCACACCUGAGCUCGCAGCGUUGUUGAACUUUGAAGCUCGGCCAGCUGUUCGACACGAGUGAGCAUGGACCGCUGUCCGAAAGAAGGGUGCCGGAAGGAACUGUCGGAAACAGAAGUCAAGCCGCACCUGGAAAGAUGCGCCUAUCGAAAAACUCGCUGCAAUCUGUGCGACGCAGAUGUCGUUUUGAGCAGUUUCGUCGAGCACUGUACCACCGCUUGUCCCAAAAGAAGCGUCGUAUGCAAGGUCUGCACAGCGGUGAUCUUCGCAGGGGAAAUGCAGGAACAUUCCAAGACUUGCCGCGAUAUGGGCGAUAAAGAAAAAUCUGUCCUGCCAAAUGGUAAAGGUGCCUCCAAGAAAAAGACAAAGGGUGGCAACACGGACGCCGAAAUCAAAGAACUGCGGAAACUACUGAACGCUGCGAUGAAGGAAAUAGCCGACCUGAAGCUUUUUCAGAGCGUUCAGGAGAGAAAGACGGCCGCCCUACUGCGUCGAACGGGGGCGUCGUUCGUCUGGUGCCUGGAGUCGUACCGCAGACUUCGCCGGCAUGCGAUCUCGCGACGUGACGACUGUCUCAGUGAGCCAAUCUUCUUCGGCAUGGCUGGUUGCAAAUUCCGGCUGCAGGCUAACCUGUACGGCAUCGGGAGUGGUGCCGGCACGCACUUGGCUUUUUUCGUCCAGUUCAAGGUCGUCGACGUGGCCAGAAUGGACAGCUGCUGUGUCAAGAAAACUAGGUGCUUGAUCCGGGUGGCGUCCCAGCGGGAGGGCGUGGAUCACGUCGACCAUACGUUCGACUUCUGUGUCUCGGGUCAGGACCGUCGACGCUCCACGAGCCGUCCGCUGCACAUGUGGAACACGCUUUUCGGCCGCGAAAAGUUCAUUCUCUUCGAAGAGCUCGAAGACCAGCGUGUUGGAUACGUUGUUGAUGACAUGCUGAUCCUGGAAUUUCACGUUAUAGACUGAUUAAAUAAAACAAAGACAAGAACA